Messenger RNA from Alternaria burnsii, 1173 nucleotides. RefSeq lists its product as uncharacterized. NCBI's taxonomy places the organism in Eukaryota, Fungi, Ascomycota, Dothideomycetes, Pleosporales, Pleosporaceae. The coding region runs from base 1 to 1173 and encodes 390 amino acids. The record is from RefSeq and is a predicted model, not a curated record. The transcript is spliced from 2 exons.
AUGCGUUCUCUUACAUUUGCUGCUGCAGUUGCAGCAUUGUCUACUGCCAACGCGAAAGACAUCUACGUGUCGCCAACAGGCACGGGAACGGGAACUUCUACCGCCCCCUUCGGCUCGAUUCAAUCUGCUGUCAACGCUGCCGUGGCUGGCGAUGUGAUUCUCCUUCGCGCAGGUACAUACAAACCGACCACCAAUGUCCAGAUCACCAAGAGCGGCACUAGGACUCAGCCUAUCACUCUCCGUUCUUUCGAGAAGGAGAAGGUCAUCAUCGAUGGUGAGGGUAUGCCUGGCACGCCAUACGCCUUGGACGCGUCUCUACCGAACAAGGAGCGCGGUGCUUUCCAUAUCGAAAAGGCGAAUUACUGGAAGUUUUACAACCUGGAAAUCAUCAACGGCCCCUACGGUGUGUACGCCCGGGACGCCUCGCACAACCACUACGAGCUUUUGAUCACUCACGACAACUACGAGACUGGCUUCCAGCUUCAGGGCGCAUCGUCGAACAACACUGUCCUGUACCUCGACUCCUAUCGCAACCGUGACCCGCGCAAGAACGGCGAGUCAGCCGACGGAUUCGCAUGCAAGGAAGGCUCAGGUGAGGGCAAUGUCCUGCGCAAUGCGCGUCUAUGGGACAACGUUGAUGACGGGCUCGACCUCUUCAUGUUCGGAUCACCCGUGACACUGGAAGAGGUAUAUGCGUGGGGUAACGGCUUCAACCGCUGGGGCUUCAGUUCUUUCGAGGGCGACGGCAACGGUUUCAAGCUCGGUAUCACGGAUAAUCCGCCCGCCAACCACAUCGUGCGCAACUCCAUGGCUUUUGCAAAUGCGAAGAAGGGCUUCAUCGAUAACGGAAACCCGGGUAGCUUGACUUUCGAGCGCAACACCGCGUGGAACAACGGUGACGUGGGCUUCAAUCUGAGGAGCUCCAGCUCGACCAUGAACAACAACAUCGCUGUGGCAAAUGUGGGUAGUGCGCAGGUUAGCUUGACCGCGUCGGGAAUCAAGGCUACAGGUAACUCGUGGCAGUCGGGUAGCUGGUCUAACUCGAGUUUCACAAGUGUUGACCCAUCUACGCUGAAGAAGGCGCGUGGUGCUGACGGUAGGGUGCCUGCGAGUGACUUUUUGCUACCGAAGAAUGGUGCUGCUAUUGGUGCGACUACGCGAACCGACGUUUGA